UCUCCCCCUCCCCCCCCCCCCCCCACCCACCCAUCAUGGCGGAGCAGGCGGCGAAGGUGGAGGCGGCCGGUGGUGGCGGCGGCGAGGGAGGCCCCGUAGUGGCCGAGGCCCAGCACCUGGUGAACGGCGGCCCCCAGGACAAGGACGACGAGGUGGCCGAGGACAGCACCAAAAAGAAAAAGAAGAAGAAGAGGAAGGGCAAGAGCGGAGGACAAAACGAAGGUGAGAAAGAAUCUGCGGGAGUUGAUGAUGUAACAAAGCAGCUGGAAAAGCAACUAAUCGAAGACAAGGAAAAAGAGGAAGAAGGUGAAGAAGAGGGAGAUGGUGAAAGUGAAAGUGCUACAGCCAAGAAAAAGAAGAAGAAGAAAAAGAAAAAAGGACCAAAAGUACAGACAGAUCCUCCUUCCAUUCCCAUUUGCGAGUUGUUUCCCUCUGGCAUAUUUCUUAAAGGACAGGAGUGUGAAUAUCCACCUUUACAGGAUGGGCGUACUUCUGCUUGGCGCAUGACCAGCGAGGAAAAGAAGGUGCUAAAUCAGGCCAGUGAGGAAAUCUGGAGUGAUUUUAGACAAGCAGCUGAAGCUCACAGACAAGUUCGCAAGUAUGUUAGAAGCUGGCUUAAGCCAGGGAUGACCAUGAUUGAGAUCUGUGAAAGGCUGGAAGAUUGCUCCCGUAAGUUGAUCAAAGAAGAUGGAUUGAAUGCGGGGCUGGCGUUUCCGACAGGCUGCUCUCUGAACAACUGUGCAGCCCAUUACACACCCAAUGCAGGAGACCCAACCGUGCUGCAGUAUGAUGAUGUGUGCAAAAUUGAUUUUGGAACACACAUCAAUGGCCAUAUCAUUGACUGCGCGUUCACAGUUGCUUUCAACCCCAAAUACGACAAGCUUAUAGAAGCUGUUAAAGAUGCUACUAAUACUGGUAUCAAGAAUGCAGGAAUUGAUGUUCGCCUGUGUGACAUUGGAGAAUCCAUUCAGGAAGUCAUGGAGUCCUAUGAAGUUGAAAUUGAUGGCAAAACUUACCAAGUAAAACCAAUUCGCAAUCUAAAUGGACAUUCCAUUGGGCAGUAUAGAAUACAUGCAGGCAAAACUGUUCCAAUUGUCAAAGGUGGUGAAGCUACCAGAAUGGAGGAAGGUGAAGUGUAUGCAAUCGAGACAUUUGGCAGCACAGGGAAAGGUGUUGUCCAUGAUGACAUGGACUGUUCACAUUACAUGAAGAACUUUGAUGUUGGCCAUGUACCAAUUAGACUUCCACGAGCAAAGCACCUCCUGAAUGUUAUCAAUGAGAACUUUGGGACACUUGCCUUUUGCCGUCGAUGGCUAGACCGUUUGGGUGAGAGCAAAUACCUCAUGGCCUUGAAGAACCUGUGUGACCUGGGUAUCGUAGAUCCAUACCCUCCCCUGUGUGACAUCAAAGGCUCGUACACAGCACAGUUUGAACACACCAUCCUGCUACGCCCAACGUGUAAAGAAGUUGUGAGCCGUGGGGACGAUUACUAAUCAUUUGGCCUUUGCUGCGCUGAGAGGCUGUGUGAAUGGUUUUGCCUUCAACGUUCUCCCACCCACCUGUUUGUUUUAGUAAUGGACCGGGUUUAAGUUUGCCAUGUUUGAGAGAGGGUGGCAGUAGGGAGGAGGAGCACCUUGUAUUUCCACCCAUCACCAAUUUUUAAUAAAAGGUUUCUGAUAUCUAGGAACUUUGUUAUGUGGAUGGGAUUUUCUCCUUAACACUUACGGAUGGAUUAAUAGAGUGCAAUUGAAGUACAACCAUUGGAGCAGAAUGUGAUAACUCAUAUUAAACUGUCUGCUGCUAUAAUAAAAACUAAUUUGGUACUGGC
Leucoraja erinaceus (little skate) is the source of this 1828-nucleotide messenger RNA. RefSeq names its product methionyl aminopeptidase 2a (gene metap2a). The record is from RefSeq and is a predicted model, not a curated record. Gene Ontology annotation, molecular function: metalloaminopeptidase activity. Lineage: Eukaryota; Metazoa; Chordata; Chondrichthyes; Rajiformes; Rajidae. The transcript is spliced from 11 exons. Gene Ontology annotation, biological process: proteolysis. Bases 36 to 1493 code for a protein of 485 amino acids.